Messenger RNA from Rubroshorea leprosula, 1002 nucleotides. Lineage: Eukaryota; Viridiplantae; Streptophyta; Magnoliopsida; Malvales; Dipterocarpaceae. The record is from the annotation of a GenBank genome assembly.
AAUUGAAAAACCAGAGAACAACAGUAGUUGUUAAGCAAAUUGACAUCAUGGCUGAAGAUCCAGUAGCAAAUCAAGCCAUUCGAACAUUGAAGGAAUAUGCUUCACCUUCAAUUGAAGAAACUGUUUCAAGCUUAAGGAGACCAGCUAUCCAAGCAAAUAAUUUUGAAAUUAAGCCAGCAACAAUUCAGAUGAUUCAACAAUCUGUGCAAUUUUGUGGGUUGCCAAGUGAUGAUCCUAAUGCUCAUAUUGCUAACUUUUUAGAGAUUUGUGACACUUUUAAAUAUAAUGGAGUUCUUGAUGAUGCUGUUAGACUAAGGCUUUUUCCAUUCUCUCUGCGAAACAAGGCAAAGAAUUGGUUAAAUUCUUUACCUGUUGGGUCAAUCACCACAUGGGAUAUGAUGGCUCAAAAAUUUUUAAGUAAGUUUUUCCCUCCUGCUAAAACUAUUAAGAUGCGUAACGAUAUUGCCACUUUUGUGCAGCUGGAUAUGGAGUCAUUAUAUGAGGCAUGGGAGAGAUACAAAGAGCUACUCAGGAAGUGUCCACAUCAUGCUGUCAGAGGAUCAUUAAUGAGUAAAAAUGCUGAUGAGGGUUAUAACCUCAUAGAGGAAAUGGCUUCAAAUAGUUAUCAAUGGGGUUCGGAAAGAUCACACAUUAGGAAAAAUGCUGGAAUUCAUGGGGUUGAUCCCUUUACUGCUUUGACAACACAAAUUGAAGCUUUAAACCAAAAGUUUAAGCCUUUAUUGCCUUUAUUGCAUUCAAAAGUGGGAUUCGAGGCAAUGACAGCAUAUUGAGACACAGUUUAAGCCGUUCAAUAAGGAAACUAGUUUCGGUACUAUUAUUCAAAUUGAAAUGGAUCUAGAUAACUAUUUCAGACCGGUUUCGCUCCCUAUCAAGCAUAAACUUCUAGAACUUUCACCUCGUUUUUUACUUUUCCAUUUUGCAUUUAAGGACAUGACUCAUUUCCUAUAACACGCUUCUGUUUAUUAAAGAUCCUAGUCUAUA